AUGCUAUACAUAAUCGGAUUAGGGUUAGGUGAUGAAAAAGACAUCACACUCAAAGGCUUAGAAGCAAUUCAAAAAUGCGACAAGGUUUACAUGGAAGCCUACACUUCUCUUCUCUCCUUUGGCCUCUCCCCAAACGGUCUCUCCCAUCUCGAAAACCUUUACCGUAAACCCAUUAUUCUUGCUGAUAGGGAAAUGGUUGAAGAAAAAGCUAAUGAUUUUCUCUCCCAAGCUCAGCUUUCUCAUGUUGCUUUUCUCGUUGUUGGUGAUCCUUUCGGGGCUACAACUCAUACUGAUCUUGUUGUUCGGGCCAAGGAGAUGGGAGUUGAGGUUAAAGUUGUGCAUAAUGCCUCCGUUAUGAAUGCUAUUGGGAUUUGUGGUUUGCAGCUUUAUCGAUAUGGGGAAACUGUUUCCAUACCGUUCUUUACGGAGACAUGGACACCUGAUAGCUUCUAUGACAAGAUUCAGCAGAAUCGGAAUUUGGGACUUCAUACACUUUGCUUAUUAGAUAUUCGGGUGAAGGAGCCUACGUUGGAGUCCUUGUGCAGAGGAAAAAAAGCCUAUGAACCACCUAGAUAUAUGACGAUCAACAAAGCCAUUGAGCAAUUAUUGGAGAUUGCACAAGCACGUGAAGAUUCCGCCUACACCGAAGAUACCGAGUGUGUUGGGCUUGCUCGGAUUGGAAGUGAAGAUCAGAUGGUAGUAGCUGGUACAAUGAAGCAACUACAGUUGAUUGAUUUUGGAGCGCCUUUACAUUGCCUUGUCAUAACAGGCAAUACCCAUCCUUUGGAGGAAGAAAUGCUGAAUUUCUAUCGAUGCAGGACGUUGCUUGGUGCUGUCAGAGGAGAAGCUGAAUUUAAGUUUUUACUGUUUCUGGAAAAUGUGAGAAUGGGUUUGUAA
This is a messenger RNA of Vicia faba (fava bean), 897 nucleotides long. NCBI's taxonomy places the organism in Eukaryota, Viridiplantae, Streptophyta, Magnoliopsida, Fabales, Fabaceae. The record is from the annotation of a GenBank genome assembly.